This is a messenger RNA of Cervus elaphus (red deer), 1338 nucleotides long. RefSeq names its product hepatitis A virus cellular receptor 1-like. The coding region runs from base 412 to 810 and encodes 132 amino acids. NCBI's taxonomy places the organism in Eukaryota, Metazoa, Chordata, Mammalia, Artiodactyla, Cervidae. The record is from RefSeq and is a predicted model, not a curated record. Gene Ontology annotation, cellular component: cell surface. Gene Ontology annotation, biological process: positive regulation of mast cell activation; phagocytosis, engulfment. Gene Ontology annotation, molecular function: virus receptor activity; phosphatidylserine binding. The transcript is spliced from 4 exons.
AAUAAAGCUGGAUUGGAUUCAGUUUCGGCACCUUCACCUUGUAGUGGUGUUGGUCCCCGAUCCUCACUUUUCUCUGAAUUCUUGUGUCUUGUUUCAUAUUCUCUCGCAGUACUGUACUUUUGGAAACCCUGCUUGUUGAGCGGGUCUCAACAAGUGGCGCCCAAACAGGGACCCAAAAGUGAAUCCAGCCUGUGAGGCUAGCUCCUAGCAGCAGAGAACACAGGGAAAUCCGGCCAGGUAGGCGGAGAAGGAAAGUACGCUGCUCUGGCUCAAUUGUUUCUGUGCUGAGGCAUAAGGAACCUGAGCUAUUUGGAACCCCUGGAAAGGCACCUAGUGGUGUCCAAUCUGAUACCAUCUGCCUGGAAGCAUACAAACCAGAAAACCUUCUCUUUCCUUCAGGCCAAUAGCAUCAUGCACCCUUGGGUAGCCAUCCUGGGCCUCCUACUCCUUCUGACAGAUGGUGUAACCUCUUACCAUCAAGUGACUGGAGUAGAGGGUCAGUCUGUCAGGCUACCCUGCUCAUAUACUGGAGAAAUCACAACCGCAUGCUGGGGCCGAGGGGAAUGUUCUUUGCUGAGCUGUGGAAGUAACAUCAUCUGGACUGAUGGAUACAAAGUCAGUUUUCAGAAGGACAGACGUUAUCAACUAAAAGGAAAUAUUGGUGAAAGGGAUUUGUCUUUGACCAUAGAGAAUGCUGUCCCAUCUGACAGUGGCUUGUAUUGCUGCCGUAUUGAGAAAAGAGGGUGGUUCAAUGAUAUAGAAAUCAUUCAAGAGUUGAAUAUAUGGACAGGUUUCUCAGGAGACGAGUAAUGUGAUCUGGUAUUCCCAUCUCCUCAAGAAUAUUCCACAGUUUGUUGUGAUCCACAGUUAAAGGCUUUCACAUGGUCGAUGAAGUAGAAGUAGACAUUUUUUGAAUUCCCUUGCUUUUUCUAUGAUCUAGCGUAUGUUGGCAAUUUGAUCUCCAGUUCCUCUGCCUUUUCUGAAUCCAGCCUGUACAUCUGGAAGUUCUCUGUUCACGUACUGCUAAAGCCUAGCUUGAAGGAUUUCAGUAAAACCUUGUUCUAAUGUGAAAUGAGUGCAAUUGUAUGGUUAUUUGAACAUUCUUUGGCAUUGCCUUUCUUUGGGAUUGGAAGCUGAGAAGUCCCAUAAUCUGCCCCUCAAGCAGGAGAACCAGGACACACAGUGAUAUAAUUUACUCCAAAUCUAAACUUCUGAAAAUUAGGGGUGGGGAGGGCAAUACAUCCUAAUUUGAGUCCAAAACCUGAGAGCCAGGAGUGCAGAUAUCUAAGAGAAGGAAAAAAAUGGAUGUCUCAGUUAAAGCAAAGAGAGCAAAAUGUG